CUUCUGCAUAUCAUCAUCACUCUACAUAACGCACCACAUACCACUUCAUGGAGUCGUUGUAUUUACAUAUUUGAAAUCUUCAAUAUAUAUCAAUAACCUAAUGAAAUGGAACUGACGUGGCUUGCUGACAUACCUCAGUCGCGGCGUCGCACCAGAGCCUUGAGGGCAUGUGCCCAUUGCCAAAGAAGAAAGAAACGCUGUCGUCAUUUAGGUGCAUACAAUGCCCAACCCCAAGACCAAUAUAAGCCUACGUGUGUGAUCGAUCAAAAUGAACCUGACGUCACAAAACACUCAUCAAUUAAUCCACCGACAACUGGGAUACAGGUCAAUCCAAGGGAAUUUCGCCCUAUUUCUCCUGACUUCCUCCAGACGGAGCGUUUUGUGGGAGAUCUUAAUCCGGAAGCUGUGAUUCGGGAAAGACUGGAUGCUUCAUGCCAAAGUCAGCUUCGAGACCGGAUCGGACUUUGGAUCAGCUCACCAGCUACCUGCAGCAAUGCAAAAGACCGAGGAACAGCUGGUGCUGCCCCAGGAAAUCCAUAUGAACCUCUCGGUCCACAAUCUGUUGCAAAACUAUUACACCAGCGGUAUGCAACUGCCUUGAAAGCUUGUGAGCGUCUCCCUCUUUCGACGCGAGAUCACUUGAUUCCCAUUUAUUUCUCCAGGGUCAAUCAUAUUUUACCACUUGUCGAUAAGGAUUCAUUCUUGCCUGCCUACUCUAAAGAAAUGACAUCAGUGUUUCUAGAAAGGGCUAUAUGCCUUGUUGCUGCGAAAGACCGAACAGCCUAUCCUUGGCUUCGACUGGCUACAAGUGGCCCUGUCAUGACGCCACGCCAGUUCUGCUCUGAAUUGUACAGAGGCCUUGUAGUCUCCCUCCAUGAAGGGCUUGAAACCGAUCGAAUUACUCGUAUCCGCACCUUAGCGCUGAUGUCCUUGCAUUGUGAGGGCCAUGAAGGGGCAGAAGCCGCUUCCAUGCAUCUUUGUCAGGCGAUUCACCAGGCUCAGACGGUCGGCCUGCAUCUUGACCGUCCUGGUCAAGUACCAGGGGAUUCCUCAACGGGCCUUUUUUGGUGCUUGUGGACGUUAGACAAGAUGCAUGCUUGCAUAGGCGGUCGCCCUGUUCUCUUUGCAGACCGUGACAUUGGUAUCAAGAAGCCCGGGUUCAAGCCCUCCCAUGCGAGGACUGCAUUUGAUGCUUGGUUUGCAAUUUCAGAUUUACUCGCCCAUGUGAUUUCAUUCUAUAGGCCAACUUCAGAUCAUACGGUCGGGUGGGAGGCCGGGUUUCCGACUUUCGAAGAAAUUAUGGGCGACGAUGUGCGCGAGGAUCUGGACUUUACUACUCUUGGCUUCCUCGAGCUUUUCUACCACGCUGUUGCCAUUCUUUCAUGCAGAUACAAAUUGACCGGUCGCCCUGAUGGUUCCAAAUCUUCGUAUAUACGGCAAGGUCUUUCUGCUAUUCGAAUACACUCCAUCGUAGCUACCGAAUGCUCCCAGGACCUCCCUGCAAUUCCCAUUGUUCCGUAUGCGCUCACACUAUCUAUGGGCGUGUCGUAUCAACAGUUCCGCUCGAGCAAACUUAUCACCCAUUCUGAUCGUGCCAAAGCUAGCUUGGAAGCUUGCUGUACGCUUCUAGAAGCCCUAGGGAUUUCCUGGUGUUCUGCAGAAGCAAUGGCACGGUUAGGGCGAAAGGCCCUACACCAGAUUGAUGGGUUAAAUCUUGGUUCUCACAAACCCAGCCAAGCUUCCACCCAGCCGCCAGCGCCCGGCAACACGCUCAUUAACUCUACAAACGCACAAAGUGCUGAGCCUGUCUUACAUCUCCCAUCUUAUCAGAGCGAUGACUAUCCAUUCAAUGACCUGUCUGCUGCCAAGCAAGCUUCCUCAACUCAGGGAUCACUAGACCCUCCAGAAAAUAAUAUGCAAGUUUGUGAGACCGAUGGUUUCGCCGAUAUUGACGUGCUUUUUGGUGACUUUUUGGAUUUGUCGUUACCUACAAACUUCUGGGACCCGGUUUUCUUACCCUGACGAGUAGCAUACAGGAACGUGAUGUUACUACUCUGUAAGGAAAGCAUGUGGAAAGGGUGGCACCAAUAGUACCUGUCUUAGGGAGAUUUGCCGGAUGGACCAUUCUGCGAUUUCUCAUUCGCGGGAAAGACUUUUGGAUAAAAGGCAAUGCCGAUCGUCAUUAGCGCUUGGAUCUGAGGCUUCCCUUGAGUUUUCAAUGUUUCCCAGCGACAGGUUGUGUUUGCCUUUCCACGUACGGACUUCUCUUUGCACUGCCUUAUCUUAGACAAAAUCUCAAAGAGGCCAUCAAAUCCAAUGUCUCUACUCCAUGCACUGUCCAUAAAAUUAUCGGACAUCCAUGAUUGGUGAUCCCGGUCGGCAAGUCACCCAGUUCAAACACGAAUCAUGGUGCGGGUCGACGGCAGUUGAAUAACACUUCUUGGGCAUACGGCGUCGGGAGUCGGAACCCAGGAUUAAAGGUCGAAAGAGGACCAAUUGACUUACUCAGGGUUCUGGCGAUUAAUACUUCCAUUAGAUAUUGCUUUAUGAUUUUCACGGAGGCAAUCUUGAGCUUGAGGUGGGGAAUUUAACAUAUAGAAAUAUUCUGGCAUCAUGGAUAAUUCAUAAACAGUGAUGAUGUGGUCAAGAUUGUGGCUCCGCCUUUCUCGUCUACAUUCAAUCUUUAUCGGCCCUUUUCAAG
Aspergillus pseudonomiae is the source of this 2701-nucleotide messenger RNA. Its product is annotated as transcription factor domain-containing protein. Bases 106 to 2022 code for a protein of 638 amino acids. Gene Ontology annotation, molecular function: zinc ion binding; DNA binding. The record is from RefSeq and is a predicted model, not a curated record. NCBI's taxonomy places the organism in Eukaryota, Fungi, Ascomycota, Eurotiomycetes, Eurotiales, Aspergillaceae. Gene Ontology annotation, biological process: DNA-templated transcription. The transcript is spliced from 3 exons.